Messenger RNA from Rhagoletis zephyria (snowberry fruit fly), 1077 nucleotides. Its product is annotated as serine/threonine-protein kinase fray2-like. Lineage: Eukaryota; Metazoa; Arthropoda; Insecta; Diptera; Tephritidae. The record is from RefSeq and is a predicted model, not a curated record.
AGCGUUUCCAAUAAAAUACCAAUUGUAAACCUUCAUUGCGAAACGGUAAAAGUCACUGCUUAUGAGGAUAUAUCCAGAGGUGGAACUGACAACUCAGCUAAAAAGCGUUCGUUGUCAUCAUCUUCGUCAAUCAGUAAAAAUGUUAUUAGUAAAAUAAGUAAAAAACAGAUUUCAAAUGAACCCGAUGUUAUAUUAUUGGAUGAUUCUAGCGGUGGAAACCGAACUCCUGAAUUGAAGCGAAAAACAACGCGUAUAUCACACAGAUCAAAAGAUGAGCGCCUACCAUCACCGCACAGAAAGUCAUCGGCAGAGCAUUACCACCACCAUCAUCGUCAUUCAGCACCGGAAGCGCAACAUACACGUAGACACAGUUCCCGAGAUCAGCACACAAAUCUUUCCAAGCGUAGUACUAGCCGUAGUCGAUCGCAACGACGAGAUUCAGAGGCCAACAGCCUUCGAAGUCGCGACGGUAGUCACAAUCGAGGUAGGCAGCGACGAGGAUUGCAUGAUCAAAACCGUCAAAAAGAAGAUCUUCGUUUGGAAAUAAAUCGAGAUAAGGAACGCGAGAGAGAAAAUAGUCGCGAUCGUGAUCGACGUUCGCGAGAGGACCGAUUGAGGGCGCAAGAUCGUAGUAGGGUUGGCUCUUUUGGUAACUCUCGCGGAAGAGAACGGGAACGUGAUCGUGACCGUGAUCGAGACCGCCGGAUGCGUUCACAUAGCCGAAGUAAAGUAGAAUCGGAUCGGCGUCGGAUAGAGCGAGAACGUCAGCGCACUGGAAAAAACGAAAGAGAUGGAUGGCGAGGAGAAGAGCGUGGGCGCGAUCGUGAAAAGGACCGCUACCGGGGCUCAUUAAGCGAAGGGCAAAAAGCUGAAAUAAGAGAAUCGAGCAGCGAAGAUGAUGGUCAUUUGGAUAUUGACAUCAACGAAGACGAAGACGAAGAAGAAAAAAUAAUUGAAAUGCGUCGAAAGCAACGUGAANAGAGCGAGAACGUCAGCGCACUGGAAAAAACGAAAGAGAUGGAUGGCGAGAAGAGCGUGGGCGCGAUCGUGAAAAGGAUCGCUACCGGGGCUCAUUAA